Molecule: messenger RNA, 7948 nt
Organism: Myotis daubentonii (Daubenton's bat)
Lineage: Eukaryota; Metazoa; Chordata; Mammalia; Chiroptera; Vespertilionidae
Gene: SPICE1
Product: spindle and centriole associated protein 1
Biological process (GO): mitotic spindle assembly; regulation of centriole replication; metaphase chromosome alignment
Cellular component (GO): centrosome; spindle; centriole
Source: RefSeq, a predicted model, not a curated record
GAUAUGUGUACAAAAGGCAGUUGGAAAUGAACAUUUGGUGUUUUGCAGAAAGGUGUGGAUUCUUGAUUUGUGAUUUAUUUCAUUUCACAGUGUGUGUGUGUCCAGUGUAUUCAUAACUUUGCUGAGGGGAGUGGGAGAGAUCAGUGGGGGAAGAUGUGAACUCCCCCUUGGUGAUCUAGAAACUCAGCUCCCUGGGAGCCAGCACCUCAUUAGAUUUGUUUACUGUGGUAUCUCCAGUGUCCUGCCAGUGCCUGGUAUGUGGUAGACUCUCAAAAACAGUUAACAGGAUGAAGAGAGAUGGUCUCCAGUGGGAAGACAAGAGGACUGAGGUAGAACUGGAUGUCAUUUGUCCGAGUGAACCGUUACGGCUCCCGGGGAGGAGGAAGGAAAGCACUGAAAGUAAAGAAGAAAACGGCAGUGAAGCAAGAAUGGGAUAAUACUGUGAAUGAUCUAACAGUUCAUCGGGCAACUCCUGAAGAUCUGAUACGCCGACAUGAAAUACACAAAUCGAAGAAUAGAGCACUAGUACACUGGGAACUCCAAGAAAAAGCUUUGAAGAGAAAAUGGAAGAAGCAGAAACCGGAAAUUUCUAAUCUUGAGAAAAGGAGAUUGUCUAUCAUGAAGGAGAUUCUUUCUGAUCAAUACCAGAUGCAGGAUGCAUUGGAAAAAUCUGAUCAUUUGAUGGCUGCAACCAAAGAUCUGUUUGUUGAUUUUCCUCGUAGGCGCACAGGGUUUCCGAAUGUAACAGUGGCUCCUGAUUCCUCUCAAGGGCCCAUUGUGCUAAAUCAAGACCCCGUCACCCAGGCCAUCCUUGAUGACUCUGCUGUGGAGCCUCAGGCUCUUAACGAAAUAGAUGAAGAAGAAGAAGAAACUGUUAACAGCCAGUCAGAGGAAAGUGAGAAUGAGUUGGAUAACUCUCUAAACUCUCAGUCUAACAUGAAUGCAGACAGAGAGAAUAGAAGGGAGGAGGAGAGGCAGAGAGAAAGAAACAUCGAUGUGAAAGAGAUACAUCGAUUGGUUGCCUCCUAUACAUGCCUCAACCAGGGCAGGGAAUCAAGCCUGCAACCCAGGUUCCUUCACCAACUAAAGGAAGAUAAUUCUGAGAUAAUUAGUAAACUGUGGACUGAUAUUCAGCAGAAAAUAGCAACACAGUCACAAAUAACAAGCCCUCUAGGGACUCCAUCAUCCACCUCUCCAUCAGAGGAAAAAAAAGCUGCUCUGAAUGCGACCAAUGCUGUCAAGAGAGUCCACACCAGGCUUCAGCCUGAAGAAUCUUCUGAGUCUCUAGACUGCAGCUACGUUGUGGGACAAGUGCUGAACUCCAGGAAGCAAAAGCAGCUGUUAAAUAAAGUGAAAAGAAAACCAGAGUUGUGUGCCCCUUCCAAGCAGAAGGGAAACAUGCUGUCAUCUAGCACAGCCUCCACAGACUUAUCAAGUAGCACCAAUCCCAGCCUGGAUGUCCUCAAGCACAUGAUACAUGAAGUGGAACACGAAAUGGAAGACUAUGAGCGGUCGACGGGACGCGAAGUCAAGGAACCGCAGAGCAGCAAGGGUCUUACAGGCUUCACCCUGUCGCUGGUGAGCUCCCUCUGUCGCCUGGUUCGGUACCUUAAAGAGAGUGAGCUCCAACUGCGUAAAGAAGAAGAGACAAGGCAGAAAUUGGAGCAGGCAUUAGGUGAUCAUCGAGAGCUCAUUGAUGCUCUGACAGCUGAAAUUCUACUUCUUAGAGAAGAAAAUACUGCUACCCAGGCGAGACUUCAGCAGUAUAUGGUCACAACAGAUGAGCAGCUUAUAUCGAUCACACAUGCCAUUAAGAGCUGUCCAGUGAUAAAUAACAACCAGGCAAGUCUGGCAGCAGAGAGGGGAGCCACGAGUAGUAGAAUUAUGGACAAUCCAGAGGCUUCAGUUGUCAAUGCUAAUGUCUCCAUGCCAUUGAUGUUUCGAGGGGAAGAAGUGCGUGAAUUCCCACAGGAAGACUUGCCUGUUAAACUAUCUCAAGUGCCAAACCCUCCAGAUAGUGUGAAUCUGGCCAACAAUUUUCCAGCACACAUAUUUGAGCCAGCUGUGUUGUUAACACCACCCCGGCAGAAGAGCAACUCAGAAUUCUCUCCUCUGCAGGAUGUAUUGAGGAGGACCGUUCAAACUCGUCCUGCUCCACGAAUUCCUCCAACUGUGGAAAUAAUUGAGAAGGAGCAAAAUUGGGAAAAGAAGACCUCACCGCCCAGCACAGAUAUUCAGAAUUCAAGCGACGAGAGUCAUCUCUUCACCCAGAGGUGGAGGGUCUCUCACAUGGGAGAAGAUUUGGAAAACAAAACCGAGGCUCCUUUUGUCAACCUCUCACAGCCCCUGAGCAAUUCCCUCUCAAACACUCAGCAACCCAGAAACCCUGCAUUCUCAGAAGAGCCCCCAGUACAGGGGGAUGGGCAACAGCUUAGAGCAGAUGAGGCAUUACUACAAAGAAAGAACAUCAUGGCCCAAAUUGCUGAGUUGACACUGCAGAAUUCAGCUAUCAGGGCUCAUCUGAAUAAUAUUCUUUGGCCAGGGGGAGAGCAAGGGGAUGGACUUCGGGAGUUAAACAAACAGGAGACAAGUCAUACAAGCAACAUGAGUGCUACUUUUCCAGCAACACGGCCUCUAACACCAAAUAGCAUGGAGGAGCGGAUUGCAGAACUGAACCGGCAGAGUAUGGAGGCUCGCGGAAAGCUCUUGCAGUUAAUAGAGCAGCAAAAACUUGUUGGUUUGAAUCCUUCCCCUCCACCGACAUCACCUAUUCAGUCACCUCUCAGAGCUUGGACUGAUUGGCCACAAAUUCCUGAUUUAAAAGAAGGAGGAAAGAGGACAAUUGAAAUAUCUGUUCCAGGAGCAGAAGCCCCAGAAACCUCGAAAUGCAGUACUGUCUCUCCUAUCAGUGGAAUAAAUUCAAGAAGAUCUUCAGGGGCUACUAGUAAUUCUUGUUCUCCAUUAAAUGCCACCUCAGGAAGUGGGCGAUUCACACCUGUUAAUCCAAGAGCAAAGAUUGAGAAACAGAGUGAAGAAGGCUGGUUUGCUCUCUCCACCCACGUGUCAUAAGUGAGGUCAGAUUUGACCGGUUGUUUCCAGUGGUAUAUUCUUGAGCUUCCGUUCCCCUUUCCCUGCGUUCAAGUUUUUGUCCUUCUUUCAGCUAAAACCUACAGAGACCCUGUGACUUUGUACAAAUAGAACAAAGAAAUAAAGCAAUUAUUUUAUUUUUGACCUUUCAAAUAGAUUUUCAACAACGAACCAACCUGCAACCUCCUGCAAAUAAAAUGUUGACUAUAGGGAAAUUAAAGUUUCAUAUGCUAGUAAUUUCCUAAGUACUUUAAGGUUUUUCUUUCUACUUCUUUUUUAAUCCUCAUCUGAGGAUAUUCUUUCCAGUGAUUAUUUUUUUAAAAAAGAGAAUGGAAGGGAGACAGUGGAGGGGGAGAGAGAAACAAAAUCGCCAGAGAGACAAAUGGUUUGGUUGCUUCCCGCUCACGCUCUGACGGAAGGGUGGGGAUCAAACCUGCAACCAAGAUAUGUGCCCUUGGCCAGGAAUUGAGCUCUUGACCCUUUGGUCUGUGGGCUGAUGCUCUAACUUAAGGUUUUUCUUGAGUAAUAUAUUAUUACAUUUAUCGUAUUUAUUCAGGUUUUUUUUAGUGUAGUAUAUCUUAAAUGUUGAUCUAUUUAAUUUUUAUUUUUACUUUCUGAAGAACUUAGUUGCUUUGCAUAUAACUUACAAUAAAAUGCCUUUGUGUGAUUAAAGUCUGGCUUUCAGGAAAGUUUAACACCCCUUUGGUUUUUUAUUUUGGGGAAGUCUCUGUAGUCUAUUACUUUUCCUGCUAAGUGGAAUGUGCAGCUUUCAAAAGUAGACAUGGGAGUAUUUGUUUAUAUUUGCUUCAGCAGGUAAGAGUGACUCUAUGUAUUGUAAAAUUCCUAUGUAGUCUUUAAAUGUGAAAGUGCCAUCAAUAAUGCUAAUGUAUACAAAAUAAAUAAUGAUCAUAGAGCUCAAAUGUCUAAAUGCAGUAACACUGAUUGAUUUGUAUAUUUAGUGUUUGAAACAGAAUUGAAUAUAAAACAUUGCUAUCAAUUUUCCCAGCCCUUAAUCUACUAAGCACUCUGGGUAGGUCUUUCUUCAGGGCACCGGUUUGGCUCUCAGAUAUUGGUUUCUAUUUUAAACUUGGUUUUUGAAUUAUUCCUUGGCUGUAUAACAGGAAUUUUCAACCUAAGUGAGGUGGUUAUGGGGUGGGGGAAGCACGUCGAGACUGCGUACUUGGUGAACAUUCUCCGGUAAAUACCUUCCCUUCUCCUGCAUUGCGGUCACUGUUCUAGGAAGUGUCCUAUGCAGCUUUCAUUUGGGCUUCAUUGUUGUGGUGACCAAUAAUAAUAUUAUUUUCUUCUGGUAUCAUUAAUUUUAUUUACAUUAAGUCAUCUGUAUUCAUUUGCAUUACUGCAGAUUCUUCUAUCCAUAUUGCACUUUUUGAAACUUAGUACUUAAUAAAUACUAUCCCUGUCUGGGAUGCAAACCAUUUUAGUGUUAUUCCUUAUAUUACUGAAAUGCCAAGUUACCUGCUUGGCUUGUGAAUGCAUUCUUUUUUUUUUUUUUUAAAUCCUCAAUUGAGGACAUUUUUCCAUUGCUUUUUAGGGAGAAUGGAAGAGAAAGGGAAAGACAGAGAGAAACAUCGAUGUGAGAGAAAUACAUUGAUUAGUUGCCUCCUGCACACACCCUGCCUGACUAGGGUUUGGGCUGGGGAGGAGCCUGCAACCGAGGUAUGUGUCCUUGACCAGAAUUGAAUUCAGGACCCUUUGGUCCGCAGGCCCACUGAGCCCAACUGGCUAGGGCAGUGAAUGCAUUCUUUUGACAUGCAUUUUCCUUGUUCUCCAACUAGUUGGCUCUUUAUUCUCCCUCUCCCUUUAUAUUCCUAUAAACCUCAAUAGCCAUGAUUCUUAACUUUGGGAGCAUUUUAAAAAAUGCCAAAUUGACAACCCCAGGGGCUUGUUGAGGCUUUGGCAGCUAUUUUUAAAGGCUCAAAGUGAUUUAAUGUGAAGGCAGAGUUGAGAAAGAUUGCAAAAAACAUUUACCACAGCUCACUGGCAAACUGUGGGACUGGCAUUUAAGUAUCCACCUUGUCAAUGUUUGUCUUUGAUACAAAUGUAGAUUGAAGAAACUGCAAGAAUAUUAGAUACAGAGAAAAGAGCCUUUUUUUCUUAGACCUAAAGCAGUGCUUCUCAACUUUGGCUACCAUUAGAAUCAUCUGGGACCUUCUAAAAUUCCUAAUGCCCAAGUCUCGAUACAUAUCAAGUAAAUUAGAAUCUUUGGGGGCAGGACACAAACAUCAGUAUUUUUUAAAACCUAAGAUGAUUCUAGUGUACAGCCAACUUUUGGAAAUAUCAUUACAAAUACAUUUAUUAUCCCCUAAUCUUGAAUUGGUGCAUGCUUGGUUUAAUUUAAAACAUAUAUAUAUAUAUAUAUUUUGAUUUUAGAGAGGAAGGGAGAGGGAGAAAGAGAGAAAAACAUCAAUGUUGAGAGAUAAUCACUGAUCAGCUGCCUCCUGAUGCCCCCCACUAGGGAUUGAGCCUGCAUCCCAGUGACCUCCUGGUUCAUACGUCAAUGCGCAAGCACUGAGCCAUGCUUAAUUAACAGUUCAGUUGCUUAAAAGCCCUCUUUAUCAGCUUUCAGAGCCAACUGCAUCAGUGGGUCUCAAAGUCUGACCCCCUAAUCGGCAGCGUCAGCAGCAGCAUCACCUGGCUCAUUUCUUUUACAGAGUCUUUGAAUAUCUAUUCUGAACUGUCCUUGAAUAUAUAUUCUGAAACUAGAGGCCCGGUUCACGAGAUUAGUGCACUCAGAGGAGGAGGGUCCCUCAGCCCGGCCUGUGCCAUUUCACAGUCCGGGAGCCCUCAGGGGAUGUCUGAUUGCCAGCUUAGACCUGCUUCCCGCGGGGAGCGGACCUAAACUGGCAGCCGGGCAUCCUUAGUGCUGCCGCAGAGGCGGGAGAGGCUCCUGCCACCAUUGUGCUCUCCAGCCAUGAGCCUGGCUUCUGGCUGAGUGGCGCUCCUCUUGUGGGAGCACACUGACCACCAGGGGGCAGCUCCUGCAUUGAGUGUCUGCCCCUUGGUGGUCAGUGUGCAUCAUAGCGACUGGUUGUUCUGCCAUUUGGUCAAUUUGCAUAUUAGCCUUUUAUUAUAUAGGAUACGAUGGUACUUGUUAGAAAUGGAAAUUCCUGGGCCCUACUCAGAAACUCUGGUGUCUGUUUUAAUAAGCUCUUUCUGUGAUUCUGAUGCAUGCUCACAUUUGGAAACCAUUGGUCUAUAGCAGGGGUGGGCAAACUUUUUGACUCGAGGGCCACAAUGGGUUCUUAAACUGGACCGGAGGGCCGGAACAAAAGCAUGGAUGGAGUGUUUGUGUGAACUAAUAUAAAUUCAAAGUAAACAUCAUUACAUAAAAGGGUACAGUCUUUUUUAUUUUAUUUUUAGUUUUAUUCAUUUCAAACGGGCCGGAUUCGGCCUGCGGGCCGUAGUUUGCCCACGGCUGGUCUAUAGCAUUGUGGAGGAGUGAAUUCUGCUAUAUUUGGCUGUCAUAUACUACAUUUAUACUUACUUUUAAUAUUCCAAACUCAGAUUACUUGUGUUUCUUGUGUUUAGUCUCAAGGUUUUGCAUAACAUGUGACUUCUUCUCCAAUAUGCAAUAGAAAGCUGCUAAAUCCCUUGCCAAACUUUAAUAAUAUUUAUAGUUCUCCAAAUUGUAGCUUGAAGAAAAACUAGAUCAAUAAUUGUUAAAUCCACAGUUAUAGAUAGUAAAGUAACUUGGGUUAGCAGAAUUUAAUAAUAAUUUACUGUUUACUAAGUGCCAGGCACUAUUUUAGCCACUUUACAUGACUUCAUGACACAGAUACUGUUAUCCUUAUUUUGCAGAUGAGGUGCAAGGAGGUGAGUACUCUCUCAAGGUCAUCCACUAGGGGGCGGUGGCACUAGAAUGGGAACAGAGAUAGCCUUUCUCCAAAGCCUGUGCUAUGCUGCCAUCCUACAGUGUGUAUGGCUUGGAAGCAUCAUAACAAUAAUAGCUAUCUCUUAUUGAGCCAUUACUGUGUCAGGCACUGUACUAAGCUGCAAUAUCCCCAUUAUUUCAUUUAAAUCUCACAGUAAACCUAUGGUUAGUUGUUAAAUGCCACCCACCCCUCUUUAUACAUGAAGAAAUUGAGCCCUAAUGGUAAAAUAAAUUGCCCAUGUCAGAAUGCUUGUAAGAAAUAAAGGAUUUGAAGUUCUUAUUAAAAUAAUUAUUGGGCUUCUAACUUAUAGGGAAGAACUAAUAUAGCGCAGUGGUUAAGGAUACAAGUAUCGCAAUAGGAAAGCCUGGAUUCAAAUGCCAUCUCUGCCACUUGAGCUUUCCCUUGGGCAAAUUAAUCUCAUCUUUCCUAUUUGAAGUCAGAUAAUAUAUUUUUUUUCCUAUAAAGUUGGGAGGAUUAAGUGAAAUUAUACACACACACACACACACACACACACACACAUACACACGACCUAACUCACAACAAAUGUUCAGAAAUGAUAACUGCUAGGUUGUAGUGUAUAAAUAAAUACACCAUUUUCUCCGUUUCUAGAUUUUUAAAGACAUUUUGUAGUGAAUUGUUUUUCUCUGAUUAGCAACUGGACCCAGCACUUUUAAUUUCAGGGUAUUUCACCUGAAAAGAUGUUUGGAGGUUGGAAGAAAACGCUGAACAUGUUAUUUGAAAAUGUAACUAACAUGCUCUCUAAAAAUAAUUUUAUCAUAUGUUCUCUGAAUUUUCAUACACUCUGGAUACACUGCUUAAUAAUAGCAAGAAUAGGUCUUUUUUUUCUUUUUAUACUCAAGAAUACUUUCUAAAGAGAACACUUGAAUGUUACCAAUAAAUGCAUGGUAUAAAGUUUUUGGAAAGUUGUUAUGUAACAUUAUGGAAACCAAUAAACAAAAUGAAAUACA